Toxorhynchites rutilus septentrionalis is the source of this 5942-nucleotide messenger RNA. RefSeq names its product sodium/potassium-transporting ATPase subunit alpha (gene Atpalpha). NCBI's taxonomy places the organism in Eukaryota, Metazoa, Arthropoda, Insecta, Diptera, Culicidae. The transcript has 13 exons. The record is from RefSeq and is a predicted model, not a curated record. Bases 692 to 3802 code for a protein of 1036 amino acids. Gene Ontology annotation, biological process: potassium ion import across plasma membrane; intracellular sodium ion homeostasis; intracellular potassium ion homeostasis. Gene Ontology annotation, cellular component: membrane. Gene Ontology annotation, molecular function: ATP hydrolysis activity; P-type sodium:potassium-exchanging transporter activity; ATP binding.
ACUCGAGUCAGCAUUCAGUUGAGCGCCGUACACGUUCGAAGCAGGUUGUGUUUCGUGAAUCUCUUGCUCUACUGGUGUUGUGCUGCUCUACUCUGCUGUACCCUUCGGUACAGUUAGUGGUGGUGUUGCGUUGCAAGUAUCCCUGCACACACGCACACACGGUCGGUGUGGUGUUGCAGAGUGUGUGUUGGUGUUAGCAUAAGUAUUCUAGAGUGUAAGUUUAUUCCCUCGAUCGAAGAAAAAAUGACAGUGUGAGAAGAAACGAAUAAAAAAGUGAGCACCGAGCAGAAGCGAGGAAAGAAAAGUGUUCAAGGAGAAUCGAUUUUACGAAAGUGUGUUAAAAUCCGCCAAGGAAAAACGAAGGAGUAACAAGAAGGCCUACUUAUUGCCCUUGCACCCCCAGGAACAGGAAAAAUCUUCCGGAGCAUCCCACCUCAUCACAGAAACACACCAAAGGAAGUUGAAGUUGUCUAACAGGAGUUAGAAAAAAAGGCAGACAUAACCAUAAACCGCGCUCGGCUGGUACUGCUGAGUUACCAGCUGCUAGUACUACUUCCUCCGCGGAAGGAAAACUCUCGGGAGGAAGGAGAGGGGUUCGAAAAACCGUUGCGCAACCUUUACAGGCGCACGCGGCACCCCAUUCGUCGCGAUACAGAGCGCGGGCCAAAAACCGCUGCCAACCAUUGUAAUCAUGGCCUCCGAGACCGGUAGGGCGGACUCGUAUCGAGUCGCCACCGUGGCACCACUGAAGGAUGACAACCUUACCGCCGAUGGCCAAUAUAAGGCAAGACGCAAAAUGCCGCCAAAGAAGAAAGGAGAUAAUUUGGAUGACCUGAAGCAGGAGUUGGAUAUUGAUUUUCAUAAAAUCACCCCGGAAGAGUUGUAUCAGCGUAUGCAAACACAUCCAGAAAAUGGUCUCAGCCACGCUAAAGCAAAGGAGAACCUGGAACGAGAUGGACCAAAUGCGCUCACCCCACCUAAACAGACACCCGAAUGGGUCAAGUUCUGUAAGAAUCUCUUCGGUGGCUUCGCCCUGCUACUGUGGAUCGGUGCUAUCCUCUGUUUCAUCGCAUACUCUAUCCAGGCCAGUACCGUCGAGGAACCGGCCGACGAUAACCUGUAUCUCGGCAUCGUGCUGGCCGCCGUCGUUAUAGUUACCGGUAUUUUCUCGUAUUAUCAGGAAUCGAAAAGUUCCAAAAUCAUGGAAUCCUUCAAGAACAUGGUGCCCCAGUUCGCCACCGUAUUGCGCGAGGGUGAGAAGCUGACACUGCGCGCUGAAGAUCUUGUCAUCGGCGAUGUCGUUGAGGUCAAGUUUGGCGACAGGAUACCGGCGGAUAUUCGUAUCAUCGAAGCUCGAAAUUUUAAGGUCGACAACUCAUCGCUUACCGGAGAAUCUGAGCCACAGUCCCGUAGUCCCGAGUUCACCCAUGAGAAUCCCCUGGAAACCAAGAAUUUGGCCUUCUUCUCGACGAAUGCCGUCGAGGGCACAGCUAAGGGCGUGGUCAUCAGCUGCGGUGAUCACACCGUGAUGGGUCGUAUCGCUGGUCUCGCCUCCGGUCUGGACACUGGUGAAACUCCGAUCGCUAAGGAAAUUCACCAUUUCAUCCAUCUGAUUACUGGCGUGGCCGUGUUCCUCGGUGUAACCUUCUUCGUGAUUGCCUUCAUCCUCGGCUACCAUUGGUUGGAUGCUGUGAUCUUCUUGAUCGGUAUUAUCGUCGCUAACGUCCCGGAGGGUCUGCUGGCCACUGUGACCGUGUGUUUGACCCUUACUGCCAAGCGUAUGGCAUCGAAGAAUUGUCUGGUCAAGAAUUUGGAAGCCGUGGAAACCCUCGGUUCGACCUCGACCAUCUGCUCGGAUAAGACCGGUACUCUAACCCAGAACCGAAUGACCGUUGCUCACAUGUGGUUCGAUAAUCAGAUCAUCGAAGCCGACACAACGGAGGACCAGAGCGGUGUCCAGUACGAUCGCACCAGCCCCGGAUUCAAGGCCCUGUCCCGCAUCGCUACGCUGUGCAACCGUGCCGAGUUCAAGGGAGGUCAAGAUGGUGUUCCAAUUCUGAAGAAGGAAGUCAGUGGUGAUGCCUCCGAAGCUGCUCUGCUCAAGUGUAUGGAACUUGCCCUCGGAGAUGUGCUGAGCAUCCGCAAGCGUAACAAGAAGGUGUGCGAAAUUCCGUUCAACUCUACCAACAAAUACCAGGUUUCGAUCCACGAGACGGAGGAUGCUAGCGAUCCGCGUUAUCUGCUGGUCAUGAAGGGUGCCCCCGAACGUAUCCUGGAACGCUGCUCGACCAUCUUCAUCAACGGCAAGGAGAAGCUGAUGGACGAAGAAAUGAAGGAAGCCUUCAAUAAUGCCUACCUGGAGCUGGGAGGUCUCGGAGAGCGUGUGCUCGGAUUCUGCGACUUCAUGCUACCGUCGGACAAAUUCCCCCACGGCUUCAAGUUCAACUCGGAUGAUGUGAACUUCCCCUGCGAGAACCUGCGCUUCGUCGGCCUUAUGUCCAUGAUUGACCCUCCACGUGCGGCUGUCCCGGAUGCCGUUGCCAAGUGCCGCUCUGCCGGUAUCAAGGUUAUCAUGGUCACUGGUGAUCACCCGAUUACUGCCAAGGCCAUCGCCAAAUCAGUUGGUAUCAUUUCGGAGGGUAACGAAACCGUUGAAGACAUUGCCCAGCGUCUCAACAUCCCGGUUUCGGAGGUUAAUCCACGUGAGGCUAAGGCCGCCGUUGUGCACGGUUCCGAACUGCGCGAUCUGUCCUCGGACCAGAUCGACGAAAUUCUGCGCUACCACACGGAAAUCGUGUUCGCUCGUACCUCCCCGCAGCAGAAACUCAUCAUCGUCGAGGGUUGUCAGCGCAUGGGUGCCAUCGUAGCCGUAACCGGUGACGGUGUGAACGAUUCGCCAGCCCUGAAAAAGGCCGACAUCGGUGUUGCUAUGGGUAUCGCUGGCUCCGAUGUGUCGAAACAGGCCGCCGAUAUGAUUCUGCUCGACGACAACUUUGCCUCCAUCGUGACGGGUGUCGAAGAGGGCCGUCUGAUUUUCGACAACUUGAAGAAGUCCAUCGCGUACACGCUGACGUCUAACAUUCCGGAGAUCUCGCCUUUCCUGGCGUUCAUCCUGUGCGACAUUCCGCUCCCGCUCGGUACCGUCACCAUUCUGUGCAUCGAUCUGGGAACUGACAUGGUACCCGCCAUUUCGCUGGCCUACGAGCACGCCGAGUCCGACAUCAUGAAGCGACCUCCACGUGAUCCGUUCAACGACAAACUCGUGAACGAAAGACUUAUUUCGAUGGCCUACGGUCAGAUCGGUAUGAUCCAGGCCGCCGCCGGUUUCUUCGUGUACUUCGUCAUCAUGGCUGAGAACGGAUUCCUCCCGCUGAAGCUGUUCGGUCUCCGCAAGAGUUGGGACUCGAAGGCCGUCAACGAUCUAACCGACUCGUACGGACAGGAAUGGACCUACCGCGAUCGCAAGACGCUCGAGUUCACCUGCCACACCGCGUUCUUCGUUUCCAUCGUCGUCGUCCAGUGGGCCGAUUUGAUCAUCUGUAAGACUCGCCGUAAUUCGAUUUUCCAUCAGGGUAUGAGAAAUUGGGCGCUCAACUUCGGUCUCGUUUUCGAGACGAUACUGGCCGCCGUCCUCUCGUACACCCCCGGCAUGGACAAGGGCCUUCGCAUGUUCCCACUCAAAUUCGUCUGGUGGCUGCCAGCCUUGCCGUUCAGCUUGUCCAUCUUCGUGUACGACGAAAUUCGUCGUUUCUACUUGAGACGCAACCCAGGCGGCUGGUUAGAGCAAGAAACGUACUACUAGGUCAACAAAUUUAUAUUUAAAAAGAUUAAUUAAAAGAAUGAAGCUGAGAGGAAGCGCGGAGAUAAAAACAACAGUAAAAAAUAACAAAAAAUGAGCAUAAAAAAGUAAUUAUAUUUUUUUAAUUAUUAAAUUUAUAUAAAGUUAUAAAUUAUGAUUUCCACACACAACACACGAGAAAAAUAAGCAAGAUGUUAAACGCAAACCUAGCUGAGGAAAAAAAAGUGAAUGAAGUUUAAAAGCAGUAUCUCCCGUCCUCAUCAAGUCAUACUUUCCCCCCGCAUUACCCCGCAUCGCGUAUUUCUCAUUCAAACACGCACUCCCUCUCCCACACGCGUCUCGCCAGCGGAUCAGAGUCACCCGCAUGCAAUCAGCCGAACCCGGCAAAUGUCGUACAAAGAGGUGCCAUACAGCGCAAGAGUGGUUUUGGCGGUCAUUCUGGCGGAAAAUCAACAACAGCCACACCCUCGCAUUUUUCUGGAGCAGCUUAUCAUCGGAUACCACGAGCGAUUGGGGAUGUCGGCAAAACAGACCAAAAUUGGAAGCAAAAAAAAAGAAGAGACAGCAAAAAAGGUGUAAAAAGAAUAGAGAAUCACUGUUUUUUAAUCGGCACCUGUGUACUUGCGAUUUGUACACUCGCCCACUCUACACAUACACACACGCACGGGAUCACAAACGUGACCCUCCAAAAUCCUUGCGCGUGCGCGUAUUCGUUCCCUUUGCCCAUCGCGCGCCAGUUUCGAGCCCACGGAAUCCACCCCCUUCGAAAAACACACCCACAAUUCCUUCGAGCAUUUCCUUCGCACAAACCGCGCGGCCCGCGCCAUCACACGCCACUCUAUCUCUCAUCAUUCUCUUAUUAUUAAUUAAAUUAAACAUUAAAAGAAAUGAAAUCAACUCGUUGUUAGUUACAAAGAAAAAAAUGCUAAUUUAAAAAAAUUAAAAAUAAUGAAACUCUAGCAGUAGUGAGAUGAAUCAACAAAGAACUAAAAUUUAGUAGAAGAAAAAAGAAGCCAGGAUAAGCGCAAGGAAGAUUGUUAACGGAAGAAGUGAAUAUAUUAGAAGAGAAUAAAAGUUGUUUUAAAUAUUGUUUUUAUUCCUUCCCACCCUUGUAUACUUCCCCUGUUUUGUUCCCAGAUUGUUUUUCCGUUCAGUCCCUUCGAAUUUCCGAUUCAGCGGAAAUUUCUCACCAUCCCCAACCUCCCACCGCUAAGUUUCCUUUUCUCACGCUACUCUAUCUCGUAGAGAACCGUUCCCGCCAUCGGUGGUGGAUCCUCAUCAAACCCAAGGUUUGUUUGUGGGCGACCCCGGGUACGGUCGCCCUGUUUUUUUUUUUCGUUUAAAUAGUAAGAUCUUAUUUAUUAGUGCAUAAAACAAAAUAAGCGAUAAAAUUGUUGAUUUUUUAUGCUGAGAAAAAAACCAACACUUUCAAACAGAUAAGAUACAAACAAUGAGAAUAAAACAAAACAACAACACGAAAUACUGAAGAAAAAACAAAUAAAAUACAAGCGUCUAACAAGAAAAAAAGUAUAUAGGAAGCAGAAAAAGUAAGCAACGCGUCACAUAAAACUGCCCGAUUGUUGUAAACUAAUUUAAAAAAAGAUGAAAAAAAAACAAAAAAGAAAAAAAUCGUAUUCAGCAAGAAGAGGUAAACCAUUUAAAUGUAAAGUGGAGAAUAACAAAAAAAAACCCGCAGAUAAACCAAGUUAGCUAAAUUUAAAGAAAAGCAGGCUAUUUGAAAUUAAUACCAAUAAAAUAAAGGAAAAAGAAGAAAACUCGUUAUGAAAAAAGCUGUAGAACAGAAACAACAAAACUCAACAGGCAUACACACCCACACACGCAGAGGAAAAAAAAUAAAGUUAAGAUUAAACGAAAUGACAUUUCUCUUCAUCCAAUACUUUUCCACACUGAGGACAACAUCACCGAAAGAAAAUAUACAACAACAACAGAGAUGAAUCAUGAAACAGUUUACUUCAGAGAAAAGAAAUACCAACAGACACAGAAACACAUACAUACACACACAUACACAUACACUCACACGAACACCUUCAAACCAAAUCACGAAUGAAGCUAGCAGAAAAAAAAAACAUUUGUCAAAAUAAAAAUCAGAACAAUAGUAUUUAACAGAAACGAUUAAUGAGUA